Plutella xylostella (diamondback moth) is the source of this 5319-nucleotide messenger RNA. The record is from RefSeq and is a predicted model, not a curated record. Lineage: Eukaryota; Metazoa; Arthropoda; Insecta; Lepidoptera; Plutellidae.
CACCACCACGUUCAGAAACUAUGCCAGUAACACAAUCUACCAAAGAAUCCUCUGAGCCUUCCGUAAUCCAGGAACAACUUCAAGUAAUUUAUGGAUCCAAAGUAUCUCAAUUGCAGAUACAAAUCAAUAAUGGUACCAAUGGUGUUGUCCAGAAUCAAACACAAGUAAAUUACGGUGACAAAGUAAAUCAAACUCAAAAACAAGAAAAUUAUGGAUCCAGGAACAAACAAAGUCAAAAACUAAUUAGCAAUGGUUCUGCAGUCAGUCAGGUACAAGCACAAAUAAAUCAUGGCAAUAACGUGAUACAAAGUCAAACUCAAAUUGAUCAUACUAAACAAGUUAGUCAGACACAAACUCAAAGUUAUGGAUCUGAUGAUGAAGAUGAUAGUAGUAAUGGUCAAGACCAUGGAAAAGAAACGCAUGUUACACAAUCACCGCAAAGCAACAGUAGCAAUAAGCAGUGCACAUCCAGUGGUUUCAUGAGUGAUCCUGACGAUUGUAGGAAAUUUUAUAGAUGCGUCGAUAAUGGUAAAGGCGGGUACACAAAGUUUGAGUUUACGUGUGGAGAAGGAACUGUUUGGGAUCAAAGCAUUGAAGGAUGCAACCAUGCUUGGGCAGUGAAAAAGUGCGGACAGUCAGAAACUGCAACAGCUCCACCCUCAUCAUCACCUGCAAGCUCUUCAACGACAGUUGCACAAACCACCCAACAUCCUCACACGACACCGGAACAAGAAACUACUGACGAUAGUGAUGAUACUGAUACAGGAUACGGAAAUCAAACCCCAGAGCCAACUUCAUCCAGCAGACCAUCUACAACUACUACUACUACACAAGUGCAAACGACGAAUUCACAAGUUUCUACAGAUAGUCAAACCUCUGAUAAAACGGAAUGUCAAAGUAAUGGAUUCAUGGGCGAUCAACAAGACUGUAAAAAGUUUUACAGAUGUGUGGAUAAUGGUAACGGUGGAUACACUAAAUAUGAAUUUUCAUGUGGAGAAGGUACGGUAUGGGAUCCUGAGAUAGAAUCAUGCAAUCAUGCAUGGGCGGUUAAGAAAUGUGGUGGAUCUUCAACUACGGAUAAUAAAGUCGAAAUGACUACUAAAGCCCAGACAACAGCAGUGCCCCAAGAAACUUCAGGAACUGAAUCUCACAUGCCACAAAAUGAUGAUGAAGAUACUGGGUAUGGACAACCGGAACCGACUGCAUCAUCUGCAAUUCCAACUACAACAACAACAACGACAACCACAGAACAGUCAAACACUCCUACUCACGCAAGUAAUAAUUGCGAAACAAGUGGAUUUAUGGGAGACAAAAACGAUUGCAAAAAGUUUUAUAGAUGUGUCGAUGAUGGUAAAGGUGGUUACACUCGCUACGAAUUUGCUUGCGGUGAAGGAACUGUUUGGGAUCAAAGCAUAGAGGGUUGCAACCAUCCGUGGGCGGUGAAAUCGUGUGGUCACAUUGAUGGGCAAUCGUCGGAAGCCCCAAUUGACCAACAAACAUCUACAUCACAUAGUACUGACAAUCCAAAUCAUAAUCCAUCUACUUCUCAUGAAACUACUACAGCCCAAGUUGAUUCAGGAACGAUGGCCCCAGAAGAAGCUACCUCAACAUUGAAACCAUCUCCCAGCAAAGAUUGCCAACAAGAAGGAUUCUAUGGAGAUCAAACAGACUGUAAAAAGUUUUAUAGGUGUGUAGAUAAUGGUAAUGGGGGAUAUACCAAAUAUGAAUUCACUUGCGGAGAAGGUACUGUUUGGGAUCAAGAAAUACAAGGGUGUAACCAUCCAACCUCAAAUCGGAAUUGUAGUAGCACCCAGGCUGUUAGUUCUACCACAACUACAGACAUUCCCAGCAAAGAAAGUGAUGAAAUGCCUACAGAAUCAACUUUAAAACCAACAACUGCACCUUCGACAAGCCAAACUACUUCUUCUGAACAACCACAACCAGCAGCUACAAAACCUUCAAGUGGAAUAUGUGAGUCUGAAGGUUUCUAUGGAGACCCCAAUGAUUGCAAGAAGUUUUACCGUUGCGUUGACGAUGGUAAAGGAGGUUAUACAAAAUAUAAUUUUAUUUGUGGUGAUGGUACCGCUUGGGAUCAAGAAAUCCAGGGUUGUAAUCAUGAAACUGAAACAUGCAAACGAAAUUCACCGGCUGAAACAACUGAAACCCAGACAACCCAGAAAACGCCGGACUCUACUACAGAAACAGAAAAAACUACAGAAUCAGGAAAACCAACUACAACUACAGAAAAGUCUGAUUCCGCAACUUCAAACAAUGGAGGCACAUGCACAUCUGAUGGAUUUUACGCAAACCCUAAUGAUUGUAAGAAGUUUUACCGCUGUGUAAGUGAUGGAAAAGGAGGAUAUACUAAAUAUGACUUUGCAUGUGGUGAAGGUACCAUGUGGGUGCAGGAAAUACAAGCUUGUGACCAUGACAACGACGUGAAUAGUUGCUCUGAACAAAGUGUUUCUACACAGCCUGACUCUACGAGCACUACCACCCAGACCCAAAUUUCUAGUAGUACAACAAGUCAACCGCACACAUCUGAGUCAUCAACUAUAUCCACUUCUACAACAACAAUAGCUCAACCGGACGCUGAUGAAUACCAAGGUGAAUCUCCUGCUAGCUCAGGAGGAGAAUGUCAGUCUGAAGGAUUUUAUGGCAAUGAAAGUGACUGCACAAAGUUUUACCGCUGCGUGGACAACGGAAACGGAGGAUAUACUAAAUAUGACUUUACCUGCGGAGAGGGAACCGCUUGGGAUUCAAAUAUUCAAACCUGUAACCAUAUCAGUGAAGUUCAGGGAUGUAAUGGGCAAAGUCAAACUCAGCCAGCUAUGCAAGACGAAAUGUCGAGUACAUCAGAAGGAACGACUACGAAAGCGUCAGGGUCUAGUACCGAGAGCUCGAAAGCAUCGGAAGGAACCACUUCUUCAGGCACGGAAUCAAGCACUCAAUCCUCAAAGCCUGCCAAUAACGAUAAAUGUACAGAGGAAGGAUACUAUGGGAACAGCCAAGAUUGUACUAAGUUUUACAGGUGUGUAGACAACGGAAAUGGAGGCUAUACAAAAUAUGAUUUUGACUGUGGUGAAGGUACAAUAUGGGAUCAGGAUAUAACGGCUUGCAAUCAUCCGCGUGAUGUAAAUAACCCAUCGUGUAAAGACGGCGCAGAUAGUAGUUCCUCAUCUUCAUCUACCACUAGCAGCUCUUCAUCUGAGUCUAAAGACCCUAGCUCGACUGAGUCUACAUCAGGAGGUGGCUUCAGUACUACAGAAAGCAGCAAUCAAGGUUCAUCAAAUUGCUCACAAGAUAACACAACCAAAAAACCCGCUAACAAAAAUGUGAACUGCACUAAAGAAGGAUACUAUGCUGACCCAGAUGACUGUAAGAAAUUUUAUAGAUGCGUUGACUGGGAUGGUAAUGGCGAAAGAUUCUCAGUUUAUCACUUUGACUGCGGUGAGGGUACAAUAUGGGAUCCAAGCCUCGAUACAUGUAAUCACGAAGAUUCUGUUUAUCCACCUCGGGAUUGUAGCGGUCAAAGUCAGGGUGAAAAUAUGGAUAAAGAAAAUACAACUACAACAGAAAGUACAACAACCACUCAAGGUGAAUCCUCAACAACGGAAAAAUCAACUACAACUGAGCAAACUACCGAAUCAACGACUCAAUCAGCAACCAGUGAACAAAACACCACACAGGAAACAACAACUAGCGAACAAACUACAACGCAACAGACAACUACUAGCGAACAAACAACUACACAACAGUCUACCACUAGCGAACAAACCACUACACAACAGUCUACCACUAGCGAACAAACGACCACGCAACAGUCAACCACUAGCGAACAAACGACCACACAACAGUCUACGACUAGCGAACAAACAACCACGCAACAGUCUACGACUAGCGAACAAACAACCACAGAACAACCAACCACUACUCAACAAACCACAACUGAGCAGGCUACUGAACAAACAACAACCCAGGAAUCGACCACAAGCCAACAAACUACGGAACAAACUACAACACAAGAAUCAACGACUAGUCAACAAUCUACCACUGAACAAACCACAACACAAUCCAAUGAAGAAACUACUACACAACAGUCUACAACAGAGCAAUCCACAACGGAAUCUAACCAAGAAACAACAACACAGCAAGAUCAAACCACUACCACAGAAAGUUCGGAAAGCACAACACAACAAAAUAACGAGACAUCAUCCGAAAAACAAUGUCCAGAAACGGAGGAUGAUCAAUAUUUAUACGUUUGUCCAACUAGCUUCAGAAGACAUCCUAAGUAUUGCAACUUAUUUUACCAAUGUACUGAAGACGAUGAUACCCACGAAGUUAAAAUUGCAACGUUCAACUGUCCUAACAAUACCAUUUAUGAUGACGGUAAAACUCAGUGUGUAGAAGAGAGUAAAGCAGACGAGAAAUGUGAUGGUCAAAUCGCACAACGAAGAAGAGUCAAGAGGCUCGAUGCAGAAAUGAAACAGCCGAUGGUAGUUAGCAGUAGACAGAAGAUGAACUGCCCAGCAGUGGGACAUUUCCCAUUUGACAAAGAUGAUGAAUGCUCACCAUCUUUCCUCAAAUGCAACAAAACUAAAUCUGGAAAAUUAAGAGGUUUUGUUUACCGUUGCCCUGAUAACUAUAUGUAUUGGUCGGUGAGCAGGAGAUGUGAACAAAACUAUAAAAUAAGACACUGUAAAAAUUCAGCCAAUGAUUGGUCUGGAAGAUAUGAAAUACCAGUUGAAAGGAAAAAUAUUGCUUCAUAAGUUUUAUUUCUAGUAAUUUAGGUCAACUGCGUUAAGAAACUUAUUCCAAGGAAUUAUUUUAUUCGACCAAGCAUUCUGAAUAUUAAAAUUUACAGGGGCUUACAUUGAUAUAAUAAUUUAUGUUUUUAUAGUAUGGGAGUAUUAGAAGGGGGUCGAUAAAAGUAACGUUGAAGGUGCAAUAUUUUUUCAUGCAAUAUGUAGUAAAUUUAUACGAUUAUGUUAAGUUGAAAUUGGCUACAAUAAGUAAGUUAUUGUGAAAUGAUGCUAGAUCUGUAUGUGCAUUCAUGAAUUUCACAUUCUAGUCUCGAGUAAAAUGAUAACGCAUCUUAAUUAUUAAUGUUCCAAGUGUUUAGUAUUUCCUUUAGAUACUUAUCACUUAGGAAUUUAUAAUUGCUGCCAUAACGUAAAAAGAUAAUGUUUAAGCUAAGUUAGCUAUAAGUUAUAUCAAUAAGUUAAAGAUUUCCUUGUGAUCGAAAUGUUGUAAUCUACAAUAUUUCGACCACGAUAAGACACUUACGAGCUUAAAAAUAAAAUAUUAAGAUAACUUAUA